AAGCUGAAGGACGUCUGAACAGCAGCUCAAUUACUUUUGAGUAUAUUUUCCUGUGUUUUAUGCAAAUGUUGACAUUAUAAACCAAGGCAAAUGUAUACUGUGAUUGUUUUUACUAUGUAAAUCGCAUUUUCAUGUUCAUGUAAGCAGUAAGAUACAGUGAAGAUGGCGACAGGUCCUGAACCACCUUUUGAAAUGUCAGAGAUCAGCUCCAGUCCAGAUGAUACAGUGAUCCGGAUUGUUUUGAUGGGCAGUAAGGGUUCUGGGAAAAGUUCAUCAGGAAACACUAUACUAGGAGAAAAGAGGUUUAAAGUCCACAAACACAAGAAGAAAAAUGAAGCUGAAGUUUGUGAGGGUAAAACACAGAUGGGAGAGAAUCAGGUGCAUGUGAUUGAUUGUCCAGAUCUCCUGGAUCCAGAUCUGAAUAAAGAGAAGCUGGAGAUGAUGAAAGAGCAGCUGGUCUCUCUAUGUUCAGCAGGUCUCAGUGCAGUUCUGCUCACCGUUCCUCUAGAGGAACCUGUGCAAAAUGAGGAAGAGAUCCUGGAUUUUAUCAAGUGUUUAUUUGGUCCUGAAGUUCAUAAGUAUAUCAUGAUUCUGUUCACACAUGAGGAUGAUUUGGAGGAUCUGGAUGAACUGCAGACCAUUGAUGAAUAUUUACAAAACCAUGCAGAUCUCCAGCAGCUGGUGACAGAAUGUGGAGGAAAGUUUCACUGUUUCAAUAACAGGAGUAAAUCUGAUGGUCAGAAACAAGAACUACUGCAGAAGAUUGAAGGAAUGAUGAUGGAGAACAGAGGGAAAUUUACCUUGGAACUAAUGAGAAGAUCAAGCAUGGAUGAUCCUGGUGUCAAGUUUUCAGGUGACAGUUCAACAGAUGAAGUUUUACAUGAGCAACAGAUUCCUGAGAGGAAAGAUCAGAUCCGGCUGGUUCUGCUGGGAAAAACUGGAUGUGGGAAAAGUGCCACAGGAAACACCAUCAUCGGCAGAAACGUGUUUCAGUCCUCCAUCAGUUCAAAGUCUCAGACAAAACAGUGUCAGUCAGAAACUACAGUGAGGUUUAGUAAAGAGAUCUCAGUGAUUGACACACCUGGACUUUACGAUACUAAACUCGAUAAAGAGGAAAUUAUUACGGAAAUAGUGAAAUGCAUAACGUUAUCCUCUCCUGGACCACAUGCUUUUAUUAUCAUCAUUAAAGUGGGUCGAUUCACUGAGGAGGAGAAAAAUACAAUAAAGGAGCUCAAAGAAGUGUUUGGAGAGCACAUCGAAAAACACACCAUGAUCCUCUUCACUCAUAAAGAUCAGUUAGAGGAGGAAAAUAAAACCAUUGAAGAGUUUCUACAGAAUGGUGAUCCAGAUCUUAAAAACCUUGUGGACAGUUUUGGAAACCGAUUCUUCUUUCUGGACAACAAGUCUGCCAGUUUCCCACAGUUCAAAGAUCUGAUCGGUAAAAUAGAGGCGAUGGUGGCAGAAAAUAAAGGAUCGCACUUCACCAAUGACAUGUUUGAUGAAGCAGAGAAGUACAUUCAGGAGAUUCAGAAGGCAAAACUAGAUGAGAAAAUUAAUCAGCACAAACGGGAGCACAAACGGCUCACUCAAACAGAAUGGCAGAAAAUAUACUGGCGUUUAGUAGAAGAAUCACGACGAGAAGCUAAGCAAUAUUUUUCUGACCUUUUCAAAAGUCUGUAUAUUAUUCCUGAUUUAUACAUAUCAGAUCUAGCCCAGUUUACAGGGAAGAUAAGAGUGACCGACGAGGAGAGAGCAAGUGCCAUAAAGGAGGCCCAGAGCAUAGGAAUUAGUCGUAGGAAGGCAGUUUUUCUUGCAUUCAGGGCUACAGGGACACUAGCAAAACAGAAGAUGUGUCUGAUUCAGUAAAACAUCAUAAUGAUAAGACACACAAUAUGCUAAGAGGUCAAUCCAUCUCAAGAAGUCCAGUGAAGGUUACUUGACCAUACUUGAACAAUCUCAGAGUCAUUAUGCCGAUCAAUUCGGUUCAGUGUUGAUUCAGUUCAGUUCGAUUACUAUGUAAAGUUUAUUCAUUAUAAAACUAAUUUGAUUAAACUAAUAAGCAGAAAUUUACAGCUAAAUGAGGGUCUUUAAAUCUGGAAAAAGUUGGCAGUUGUAAAUAAAGAACAGCUGAUUAACAGUGUUCAGGUGUACUGAAAGUAUGUCAAUAUAUAAACACACAUUACUGUAAUAGAAAGGAGACCUUUCACUUAGAGCUACAGAGAUGACGCCACUGAUGGAGACAUCUGACGCUGUGAAACAGUGAAUUCAUUGGAGGCGACCUUGGAGAAGAGGAAAGAAAGGAGGAAUUCGACAACAACUCCAGAACUGGGGAAAUAAACCACCACUAAUGUACAUGAUAUGAGCAAUAUGCCGUCUCCGAGGAACAAAAUAGAGGAAUUGCGCACAACUUGUAGGAUUUGUCAAGAAUAUUGUGAGUCCUGCUUGAUGUGUUUACAGAGACAUGGCUGCGCUGUGAUGUCCCCAACUCGCUGGUUGAACUUGAGGUUUUUACUUGUUCGAGCAGACAGGGAUGAGACUUCAUGGAAUACAAGAGGUGUUUGUGUCUAUAUCAGAGAACAGCGAGAGAGUCGUUGUAUAAUCCAGAUGUGGAAUUACUGAAC
This is a messenger RNA of Ctenopharyngodon idella (grass carp), 2621 nucleotides long. Its product is annotated as GTPase IMAP family member 8-like. The transcript has 3 exons. Bases 163 to 1866 code for a protein of 567 amino acids. NCBI's taxonomy places the organism in Eukaryota, Metazoa, Chordata, Actinopteri, Cypriniformes, Xenocyprididae. The record is from RefSeq and is a predicted model, not a curated record. Gene Ontology annotation, molecular function: GTP binding.